Schizophyllum commune H4-8 is the source of this 1676-nucleotide messenger RNA. RefSeq lists its product as uncharacterized. Gene Ontology annotation, molecular function: DNA-binding transcription factor activity. Lineage: Eukaryota; Fungi; Basidiomycota; Agaricomycetes; Agaricales; Schizophyllaceae. The coding region runs from base 5 to 1327 and encodes 440 amino acids. Gene Ontology annotation, biological process: regulation of DNA-templated transcription. The transcript is spliced from 7 exons. The record is from RefSeq and is a predicted model, not a curated record.
CACCAUGGACCGCGCCCUUUUAGAGCCACCUAUGUCGGAGUCCUCCUCGUCCUCGAGCUCCGCCGGAGUUUCUCCCUCCCCUCCUCCAGACUCGGAGAACAAGGAGGUCUUCGAGUCCAUCUACAAGGGCCGUAAGAGCUGGAAGACGACCAAAAAUGGAGAGAUGGUAUGGCCGCCGAACCUUGAGGCUGCUCUCAUAGAAGGUCUUGAGCUAUAUGUGCCAGACGACUCAAGAGAGACGCGCCUGCUGGGCCGCUUUCCUAUGCGAAAUCGCUUCAUUUCCGACCACAUCUUCAAGAAGACUGGGCAACGACGCACACCCAAGCAAGUGGGGAGUAGACUGCAGCAGCUGCGAGAUACGUGCGCGGGGAAAAAGCUCCAGGGUCUACUCGCGCCUUGCAAGCCCCCACCAAGACCGCGCCCGAGGACGCGAGCCGUCGACUCCUUCUACACCAACGGUUUCCGCAGUGACUCAGGCAGCCCGCCUUGCAGCGACGCGUCUUCGCCGCCCGUAACGCCCACGGACGGCGCGUUCGCUGAUCAUCAGCGCCUUGGAGGCGCGGCGCCCGUGAUAUACAUCGACGUCCUCCCGAAGGGUUCUUUUUCACCUUAUGACGUCGCCGGCGGCGGCGCACCCCCACCAUGCAACUGCUGCUCUACCUCGCCCUGCACCAACACGUUCGGUCCUCGACACUCCCCGCGUCCUAUACAAUGGAUCGACCCGACUAUCACCUUUGUAUCUCCUCGCAUUAUAGCUGCCGAAUCUCGAUACAUCGUCCGGCACCAUGGACGUACGAUAUUCGUCGAGUCGGCUUCGCUCACCCUCAAGGACCUUCCGGAAGACCAAAAUGAUUCCGGCGGCUUCCUUUACAGCACGCCUUUCGUGCCCGGAUUCUGGUCAACUAUCGUGCAAGCUCCAGACCCUCGCGAGUAUAGCGUCACUCAUCAAGUGCUCGAGGACGUCGACGACGACGGCGCGCUGCCGCUCUUAUUCCACUCAAUGUAUCGCUUCCGCUACCCCAUCGAGGAGCACCUCGCGGGCGCGUACUCGCAGCAAGAGUCGUGGUCCGCCCCGAAACCGACGAUGGAAGACAUGAACCCACACAUCGACCCCUCAGCCAUGUUGCCGAUGGACAGCGCCCCCACCUCCACCUUCUUCACCGGACUUAAUCCGUACAGCAACGCGGUGGGCGGCGAAGCGUACAGCUGGUCAUCUCAUCCGUCAUCUGCACCCGAAGUGCCCAUGUUCUACGCUGGUGGCGGCGGCUUCGACAUGCAGGCUUCGGCGACUGCGCAUUUGAACGAUCCAUCCCGAUAUGGCAUAUAGCUCCCGUUCUUUCGGACCUGAUCUGGUAUCACUCAGGCGAGUGGCCCAUCCUCUUCCCGGCGCUCUGCGAACUUGCUUUCCCUGCAUGAUGAGACUGUACUGCAUAUACCAACUACCCUGCACUUUAUCUCAUUUCUUGAUUAAUGAACUCCUUUGGAACAUGUGCCUGUAUGUACCGACUUCCAACACUUCAUCUACUGUUGCACGCCACCCUGAGCGCCGUAUUUACUCUUACUGUAUUCACUAUUCAGUGCCGUCCUUGACUUAAUCAGAUACCCCAAGGACGGUGAACCAAAGUUGCAUGCGAAUAGAACCGAAGCGAAGACAAAUAAAUGCAUUUCCAGAACGA